CAAAAACUUUGCAAAGACGUGGGUGCGUGACAUCUCACCUCCCUCCCAUAGCCCCCUCUCAUUGCUGGGUCCUGGCCCGUGAAGUCGUCCACGCCUCGGCGUGGGUGAACCAACCCGACAAAGCAUGUGGCAGGGACUGACGAGGCACAUAUAUAAAGGACUUCAUGACGGCCGUAAGCCUGCAGUGCAAAAUCCACAACCACCACCCCGAGUGGUCCAACGUCUACAACACGACCUUCAUCCGCUGGACGACGCACAACCCAAAGGGCCUGUCGGAUAAGGACCUCAAGCUCGCUAUGAUCUGCGACGCCCUGGCCAGGGACUUCGGCGAGGUCGAGGUGCCGCCGGCCGCCGGCGUCGAGGGCGACGGCGAAGCCACCAUCAGCUGCGGCAUCAGGGGCCUGGCCGAUAAAGCCGCGGGCACGGCAGGAGACUGCUGCACGCCCAAGAAGUGAGUGAAGUGGACCUCCGGCUCCCUUCCUGACCCGGCGGCUCUACCUGGUUUCGGGAACGAGGUCCGGCUCACCGUGGAGUAAAAAUAUCCUUAAUCGGACCCGCGCAAAGAACAAUUGUAACAAUCAUGUAUACUGUCAACGGACACAAAAAGGUUCAACCAGCGUGCGAAAAACAGAAAAAACAGUGAAA
This is a messenger RNA of Colletotrichum navitas, 645 nucleotides long. RefSeq lists its product as uncharacterized. Gene Ontology annotation, biological process: tetrahydrobiopterin biosynthetic process. NCBI's taxonomy places the organism in Eukaryota, Fungi, Ascomycota, Sordariomycetes, Glomerellales, Glomerellaceae. Gene Ontology annotation, molecular function: 4-alpha-hydroxytetrahydrobiopterin dehydratase activity. The record is from RefSeq and is a predicted model, not a curated record. The transcript has 2 exons. The coding region runs from base 165 to 455 and encodes 96 amino acids.